AGUCUGAGGUCACCUGAGAUAAUUCAGGCUUAGGUUUAAAGCGCCGUGGCUCAGGUACGGAAUAGGUACCCGACAUCAAACGUACCUACAUAGGGCUGAACAAAAAGGCGACCACCUUCCUAAUCAUCGCGCGCCGGGGCGAAUCCGACGAAGGGGAUCAGAUAGAUGAUUGGUUAUUUACUAAAGACUAAUAGGAUACCAUAGCGCGAAGAUGUCUAGUUCGGCGGGUCUCCAUGGGUUUACAGCUGGCCAUACGGGUCUAAAUAGAUGCUUGCUUGUACACAACUUAUACUUGGGUUGGGGGCAAUCGUGAUUUUGACGUCUAAAUCAUUACGGAUCUCAACUCAAUUCCUAUAUUCGCUCAUCUACUCAACAUGUGCCCAUGUUGAACAUUGUUAGGUAGCUCCGGUAAACAACCCCAGACCUCAUCGACGGCCAUCUCGAAAUGGACAACGAUAGGAUUUCGUACGGUAAAUAUGAGUCUCUUGAGAAGCGGUUAUCCACACCAAAGUUCAGUUCUCAUGGUGGGAUAGAUAUGGGCACGUAUCCUUCCGGUAUCGAAAGAGAGGGGGAUGAAUUGCCUGAGCACUACUUACCAUCAGAAGUCGCAAACACUCGUCAACAUCAUGUUUUCCGAUUUUGGCCUUGGGAGAUUGGAUCGAUCUUCGUUGCAAUCGGUUCGAUAGCGGCUACUUACUCGAUCCUGUCCCAUUUCGACGGGCACGAAGUACCAGAAUGGCCGUUUAGUAUUAAUUUGAACACUCUGAUCGCCUUGAUCUCUACCGUUAUGCGAGCAGCAAUGCUUGUAGGCGUCGCCGAAGUCAUCAGCCAGACAAAAUGGACCUGGUUUUCUCGACCACGGCCGCUGAGCCACCUACAGUAUUUUGACGAAGCAAGCCGUUCUAUAUCCGGUUCCCUGAGCUUACUGUUUGUCGCGCCCGGAAGUAUGCUAGGCAUGAUCGGUGCCCUUAUUACCAUUCUAUCUCUCGGGAUAGGCCCAUUCACGCAGCAAACCGUCAAGUCCGUCGAAUGUAUUCGAACACACACCGAAGUAAACGCGUCACUACCCGUGGCUCAGUACCUUCCUGGAAACGAAACCUAUUAUAGAACUGCGCCCGGACGUUGGGAAUUGACAGUCGACACGAAGGGAGCGCUAGUUAAUGGAAUUGUCAACCCCAUGGGCAACGACACCGCUAUUGUACCGACCUGCCCUACUGGAAAUUGCACCUUCACAAGCCAUAACGGUAUCACGCACGCUUCUAUAGGCUUGUGUAGCUCCUGUAUCGAUACCACCCCAUUCGUUAAGAGAAUAGCAACCAACAAGACCGGCGGGUACGAUAAUUAUACUCUGCCUACCACCGGUAUGUGGGUGAGCCCGGAUAUAGACCAGGCGUAUUUGAACGUGGACAACGGCUGGCUCCAAUGGGCAUCAUCCCUCUUCACUCCCGAAUUCGAGUCAGUGUGUCUUGAAAGUCUACUUAACGUAACCGUAUUAGCGCUCACAAAAGCGACGUGUUCGAAAGACGGGGACGAACUCGACUGUCCCAUUGCUGAUGGGUACAGCGGACCGACAGGUAUCGUGGCAGCAUCGUGCACGCUUUACCCGUGUCUGAAGAAUUACGAUGCCACCAUGGCGAAAGGUGUGCUAUCGGAGAAGAUCGUCUCGACGAAGCCCGCGCGCAUUAACCGGGUAGAGGCGAACAUAACUCAAAAUGAGAUUCAUCCCACCAUGAAUUGGACCGCGCUUCAGAGUCCGUGCCUCGUUGACGGCCAGUCGUAUGAUCUAUCCAAUUUCUCGAUAGUUCCUGAAAAGGAAGGGAGGGUAUUCACAGGUAUCAACAUCGACGGAACAAACUAUACUGCACCAGAUGACUGUAUGUACAAGAUGAGCUAUCCGUACUGGUCUGCUCUGAACAAGUUCACGGGCCAAGACUUGUUCGAGGGCAUAUGCACGUACAACAGCCGACAGGGUCAAGCCGUGUCGUGCGAUUCGAAGUGGUGGCUUUCUAGCUUUUAUAGAAAUAAUGAGGCGAGCUUCGAGACUUUAAGCAUGGCUUUCGACCAGUUCUCCACGGCUGCUACCAACAAGUUCCGUACGACAGGCUCGGAUAUCUAUGAUUGGGGGACCCAAAAGACGGCAAUAGGGCUGGUUAAGGAGAUGACGGUGUGCACUCAGUUUCAGUGGCAGUGGCUCCUGAUGCCGACGAUCUUAGUCGCCGCCACGGCCGCCAUCUUAAUUGCCAUAAUAACGCAAAACCUACGCGACCAGAAACAGCCGGUAUGGAAAUCAUCCUUACUGCCGUUAUUGUACUACGGGUUCGGACAGCGAGCGUACCAAGAGGAUCCGAGCAGACCUGUUAUGGACCUCUCAGAGAUGAGUAAGGCGGCGGCGGAAACGAAAACCAAAUUCCGGAAUGGUGCCAGGGCAGGUUUCGUCGACGUUGUUCCGAGCAUAGAUGAGUUAGUUUACGAGGGCCGGUAACUAGUUGAAAAUAAGUUGAAAAUAAGUUGUAUUUUGUAGAUCAAAACGAGUAAACGAAGCGCAAUGGAUUUUAUUGAAAUACCAAGAUUACCUAAC
This is a messenger RNA of Daldinia vernicosa, 2578 nucleotides long. RefSeq lists its product as uncharacterized. The transcript has 2 exons. Bases 446 to 2482 code for a protein of 678 amino acids. The record is from RefSeq and is a predicted model, not a curated record. NCBI's taxonomy places the organism in Eukaryota, Fungi, Ascomycota, Sordariomycetes, Xylariales, Hypoxylaceae.